This is a messenger RNA of Dipodomys ordii (Ord's kangaroo rat), 3229 nucleotides long. RefSeq names its product hexamethylene bis-acetamide inducible 1 (gene Hexim1). Gene Ontology annotation, cellular component: nucleus; nucleoplasm; cytoplasm. Gene Ontology annotation, biological process: negative regulation of transcription by RNA polymerase II; negative regulation of cyclin-dependent protein serine/threonine kinase activity. Gene Ontology annotation, molecular function: 7SK snRNA binding; cyclin-dependent protein serine/threonine kinase inhibitor activity. NCBI's taxonomy places the organism in Eukaryota, Metazoa, Chordata, Mammalia, Rodentia, Heteromyidae. The record is from RefSeq and is a predicted model, not a curated record. The transcript is spliced from 2 exons. The coding region runs from base 1790 to 2857 and encodes 355 amino acids.
UGCCCUCUUAACAAAUGACUGUCAAAUAGAUCUGCAAGGGGUUCUACAUUAGAUGAAAAUCGUUGGAUUGAAAAAAGAACUCAAUCUGGAGUUGUUGAGGGGAAAAAAAAAAGAGCAUUUUUGUGUUUAUGACAAAGACAAAUGGCACAGGAGUCACAAAGACCUGCACUCCAGUCAGUACCACCACUUGUCAUGUGACCUUGGACAAGUCACUUGUUUCCUUUCCUAGUCUUUAACUCUUUAAGAGAUUUAAGUCUUCACUGGUUGCCCAUUUCUAAAAUGGAGACGGUAUAAUUCCUACCCUGCCUGCCUUGGUGGCCGUGGUGAGGUCAAAUGGUUUUGCACGUGGAAUAUCAUGCAGCACACCAGGGUUGGAACAAUAACAACAACAACAACAACAAUAAUAAUAUAAUGUGUGAGACAAGGAGUGCAAUAGAGGAGGAGCAGCAAUCCCAAAGCCCAGGUCUUUGGAGGGGUCUUCGGGUCCUAGGGCUGGAAGAUGCUUCUAGGGAGAACGGGGUCCCCGCCUUGGGUUAGCACCCGGAGCGGCAUUCUGGGGCCAGGCCUCCACCUCGGGGCAGCCUUGGGCCCUGCAUCCUCCCAGGCGCCCAAGGAGGGAGGGUUCCUGGGGGACGACCCCCCUUCUCCCAUAUUAAACUCAUUCAUUUUGAACCCCUCCCCAAUAAAGACGCUCGUCGGCGGGCACGCACUCUGCCUAGACUCGGAAGUGAAGAGACCAAACCGGCCUCGGGAGGCCAUUUUCUUUGACCGAAGCCGAGGCCGGGGUCGACUCCUUCAACCCCACCUGGAUGGAGCUUUCCAUCUGGCCCAGCAGAGGUUUGGUCGGUAGACCGUUCUGUACUGGCCUCAGGGACCGGGAAGAAAUCGCCAAGCCUGGCGGGGGGCCGGGAUCCAGCCACUUUCACCCGAGGGUCCCCAGGGUAGGCGGGGGCCGACGUCACCGGGACUCGAACCCGCCCUCUCGUCCCCCGAGGCCUAGUCUGUGGCGGCUUCACGAAACGAACUGUCACGCUGUCCCUUUAAGGCGGCACUUUUUAUUCAUCAUUUGUUUACUUCUUCUUGCGCUCUUCGUUUUUUGAGAAUUAUAUCCACAAUAUCCCUCCGCAAAUGUCCGUUCAGGAGACAAGCUACCUGUCUUGAAGCUAUUACUGUAAAUCUUGCGAAUCCGGAGUUUGCUGCUGUGUUCAACCUCUCUUUAUGUGAUUUUAAUCCUUUUACACUUUAGGGACUACUUUUUGGGAAUAAACCAUUUUUAAGUUUUGUUAACAAAUAUUUGUGACCGCCAAAACCUCCCUCCGAGGGCAUGGUACGAUAAUAGUCUUUAAAAUACACCUUUUCUUAAAGACAUUCUGCGUGGGCUCCCGUCGGUCAUGGAAUCUUCUCAUAUUCCUGAAUCAGAAUGGUAUGGUCCAGAGCCCGCCCCGUCUUCUCUUCGAUUGGUCUUGUUUCUUUGGAGGGACGAGUAAGUCUUAGCCAAUGGGGACCCACGCUUCUUUAGCAAGGAACAAGCUAAGGCAAGCGGCAGCCUGGGGGACGCCCCCUUCGGGCCCAGGGAUUGGCUACGUCGCACGGCGCACGAGGAGGGCGGGCUUGAGAGCCGAGGACUACGCUUCCCGGCUCCCCGCCUAGGGAACUCUAUUACGCGUGCGCAUGGGCGGGGCGAACAGGCUUCUAUAUAAAAGGGGUGCAGAGGACUGGGAGGCAGCAGUUGGAAGUUGGCAGGUGGAAAAGCAGGACUGCAAACUUCAAGAGGAGAAUUUAACUAGCCAUGGCCGAGCCACUCUUGUCAGAAUAUCAACACCAGCCUCAAACUAGCAACUGUACAGGUGCUGCUGCUGUCCGUGAGGAGCAGAACCCUGACCGCCCCCCGGGCGCGGAGGAGCGGGUGCCCAAGGAGGACGGUAGGUGGCAAUCGAGAGCGUCCCCCCUGUCGGGCGGCUGUCCGGGGCUGGAGGGAGAAGGGAGCCCGGAGCCCCAGCCGCCUCCCAUGCAGACCCAGGCCUGUCCGGAAUCUAGCUGCCUGGACGCGGGCGAAAAAGGCCAGAAUGGGGACGACCUGUCCGCCGGCGGCGCCUCCCCGCCGGCGGGAGGGGAGCCGACCUCCGAGCCGCUCUCCCAGCCGGUUCCUGACCCCGAGACCAAGUUGGGGGCUCCCGCCGCUGAAGGCGAGGACGCGUGGGGACAGCAGCUGAGGCAGCUGGGCAAGAAAAAACAUAGGCGACGCCCCUCCAAGAAGAAGCGGCAUUGGAAACCGUAUUACAAGCUGACCUGGGAGGAGAAGAAAAAGUUUGACGAGAAGCAGAGCCUUCGAGCUUCGAGGAUUCGAGCUGAGAUGUUCGCCAAGGGCCAACCGGUUGCGCCCUACAACACCACGCAGUUCCUCAUGGAUGAUCACGACCAAGAGGAGCCGGAUCUCAAAACCGGCCUCUACCCCAAGCGGGCUGCGGCCAAGUCCGACGACACCAGCGAUGAGGACUUUAUGGAGGAGGCGGGCGAGGAGGACGGGGGCAGCGAUGGUAUGGGAGGUGACGGCAGCGAGUUUCUGCAGCGGGACUUCUCGGAGACUUACGAGCGGUACCACGCGGAAAGCCUGCAGAACAUGAGCAAGCAAGAGCUCAUCAAGGAGUACCUGGAGCUGGAGAAGUGCCUCUCACGCAUGGAGGACGAGAACAACCGGCUGCGGCUGGAAAGCAAGCGGCUGGGUGGCGAUGACGCGCGCGUGCGGGAGCUGGAGCUGGAGCUGGCCCGGCUGCGCGCCGAGAACCUCCAGCUGCAGACGGAGAACGAACUCCAUCGGCAGCAGGAGCGGGCGCCGCUUUCCAAGUUUGGAGACUAGACUGUAAACUUUUGGGGGGAGGGGGAAAGGGGGGACUUUUUACAGUGCUGGAAUGUAACAUUAUACACAAGUGUAUAUAAGACAGUGGACCUUUUUAUGACAUAAUCAGAAGAGAAAAUCCCCUCCGGCUUUGGUUGGUUUGGUAAAUUUAGCUAUGAUGUAGCUUUGUGUGCUUUCUUCUGUUCUUUAAUUAUGUGAAACUGAAGGGUUGCUUUUCUUGUUUUCCUUUUUAAAGUUUUUUUAAUGUGUAAUUUGACCAAAUUAUAAUGCAUUUUUCUGUUAAGAGAAAUCCCCUCAAACCGAGCUAUAAGGUGGCCAAAUCUGAGAACCAAUAAAUUCUAGUUAUAAUAAAUUUAAUAUUUGUAAAUGUAA